AUGUCUGAAUACCAAUUCCUACAAGAUGCGACGCUGGAUACGGUCAUCCCGCACGCUUCAGACCUGAAUAUAGAAGAGCUGCUGGGGUCUAUACAGGAGAGUUCUGGGGAUCCAGGCACAUAUCUGUCAAAAAUUCAACAACGUCAACUGCUGUUUUUCGAUGAACAUAUUACACUUUACCUAGUGCUUUGCCUGUCUGAUUUCCCAAAUGACAGUCUAGAGGCUUGCAUAUCAAACCUCAGUGUACGUUUUGAAGUCUUCGCUAUUGAUGAAGGAGGUUCGAGUGAGUCAGGAGAAGAGGAACAGAGCUCAAAGGAUUUAAUAUAUUCCCAAACCGUGGAUAGGAAAGAUGACCCAUUCGUCAUUGUUGAUGAAGCUGUCGAGGAUGGAGGGGAUGGAAACCAUGCAUAUGUGAUAUGGAAAUCAGAAGCAUUCCUUUGUCAUCCUCAGGGCUCACAGACCUUGGCCAGCAAUGAUCAAUAUCUACCUCGACUCACGCCAGCAUCUACAAAUAUAUUUCAACCCUUGACCGCUACCGGAGAGGAUAUAGAUCCGUACCUUCCUGCCUCUCGGAUAUUACGGCUUGUCCCCUCUACCCAGCCCGAAGGGUCAAUGUAUAACAUCCAGCAGACGUCGUAUCACCCCAUUCGCAUUAUCCCGGCUGCAAGUGCUAGGAUUAGAUAUUCCCGAUCGACCACCGUUUUGAAAAAGUUGUCAACAACUGCUAGCCUCGACUUUGAGGCAACUCCCUUUACCAGCUAUGAAAUUGUCUUGGAGGAGGCUAAUUUAUCCCUAACUAAUGGAACCGUGGAACCCCUGGCCCAAGCAAUUGGCUUCUCACCCCCUAUCAGCUGUCCAGCACGGGAUGAUAUCUCAUUGGUCUAUAAACUCAUAUCCUCAGAUUUUGCCGAUGGCGCACCAGUGACAUCUAUGCUUGACAUCUCGCUCAAAGUUACUGUGCUAGUCUCGGACGAAUGUCGUCCAAAGAUCUCAAUGCGCUGGAGGACAAGCGUCGACUUCUCCAGGCCUACAAACCAGUCCCUGGGAGGCGUUAGUAAUACGUUGCGACGAAGCGUAAUAUCCCGGGGGAGCGACCAGUCAACGCAAGAACCAACUACGCCGCAGGUCACCUCUUUUGCUCCAACAGACCAUGGAGUGAAGAUAUCAUUCUUCGGUCCUCCUAGCGUCGAGGUUGGCAAGCCAUUUGACUGGGACGUUUUUAUUGUAAACACGUCGACGAAGGCAAGGAAAUUCGGCCUUUCUGCCGUCCCGUUUCGAAGACGUUCAGACGCGCGAACACAUGUUCCCCGGCCGUCUUCGUCUUCCUCCAUAAAGAGGGCAGAUGAAGUUGCGGAGGCCGUUGUUGACGAAAACAUUGUCUAUGCAAUGCAACAAAAUGCGGCCCCUCACGAGACUGAUCUUCUUUGCCUCAGCACUGAUUCAAAAAUAGGGUAA
Trichophyton benhamiae CBS 112371 is the source of this 1455-nucleotide messenger RNA. RefSeq lists its product as uncharacterized. The record is from RefSeq and is a predicted model, not a curated record. The transcript is spliced from 3 exons. Lineage: Eukaryota; Fungi; Ascomycota; Eurotiomycetes; Onygenales; Arthrodermataceae. The coding region runs from base 1 to 1455 and encodes 484 amino acids. Gene Ontology annotation, cellular component: TRAPPII protein complex; trans-Golgi network. Gene Ontology annotation, biological process: intra-Golgi vesicle-mediated transport.